AUGCAUAUCUUAAGUUUAAAUUUUGAUAAAAUUUUGGUUAUAGAAGAAAUUGAAGAUGAUUUUUUUUGCUCGAUAUGCAACAAUUUAAUGUAUAAAAAUUUCCAAUGCACAAAUGGUCAUAUUUAUUGUGUAUCAUGUACAGAAACAAUUAAAGGUAAAAACGGUGGGUGUCCAGAGUGUAGAGUCGAUUUUAAUACAACAUCAAUAAACAGGUAUUUAGAAAGACAAAUAAAUAAAUUAAAAAUAUUUUGCCCAAAUAAAUUUUAUAAUACAACAGAUUAUAUUGCAGACGAAAAAUAUGGAUGUAAACAUGAAUGUACAAUAGAAGAGUUAGAAUCACAUUUAAAGGUUUGCGAGCACUCAUUUGUAAAAUGCCCAAAUAAUAUAGAUUGUGUAAAGAUUAGAAAAACAUUGUUGGAUCAGCAUCUCAAAGAGUGUGAUCUUAUCAAAGUCGAGUGCGAGUUAUGUAAAGAGAAUUUAUUAAAAGUAAACCUACAGAGACAUUUGGACACAGAGUGCCUCAAAGCAGAUAUGACAUGCAACUGUUCUUUGGUAUUAAAAAGACAGGAUCUACAAGAACAUCUAUCUACAGUUUGUUCUAUGCACCCAGUGGAUUGUUUAUACGCUAAAUUUGGAUGCACUAAAAAGGUCCCAAGGUGCGAAAUAGAUGACCAUACUCAAAAGUAUAAUCACCAUUCUAUUAUUAUAAAGAAGUUUGAUCAGUUAACUUUAGACUUGGAGUCAGCUCAAAAGAAAUUAAAUUUAUGUUCAAGAAAGUUUCAAGGUAUUUGGACCAUCAGUAACUGGCAAAAGCGUUGUAUCGAUACCAAAAAGGGCGAGUUUUUAGCAUUACCAAUCGAAAUAGGCUCAAGAAAUUUUCAAAUUCAAUUAUAUCCAACUGGUAAAACAAAUAGCGAUGGAAGUGUUUCAUUAUUUGUUUAUAACUAUUCCGGAAGUGACGUUACUGCCACAUUUUCAUUUGAAGUUCUAAACAAGGGAAUUAGGAAAGGUUAG
Messenger RNA from Dictyostelium purpureum, 1014 nucleotides. RefSeq lists its product as uncharacterized. The transcript has 2 exons. Gene Ontology annotation, molecular function: protein binding; zinc ion binding. The record is from RefSeq and is a predicted model, not a curated record. Bases 1 to 1014 code for a protein of 337 amino acids. NCBI's taxonomy places the organism in Eukaryota, Evosea, Eumycetozoa, Dictyosteliales, Dictyosteliaceae.